Messenger RNA from Nicotiana attenuata, 699 nucleotides. RefSeq lists its product as uncharacterized. The coding region runs from base 1 to 699 and encodes 232 amino acids. The record is from RefSeq and is a predicted model, not a curated record. NCBI's taxonomy places the organism in Eukaryota, Viridiplantae, Streptophyta, Magnoliopsida, Solanales, Solanaceae. The transcript has 4 exons.
AUGGCACCAGGCGGACGUGCCUCUAGACAAACCACAAUUACAGGUGCUUCUACUCGAGCAAGCCGAUCAUCUGAUCCAUCAAAUAGUAAUAAUCCUACUCCUAAUACAGAUGAUUCAUCUAGAAUCAGGAAAGUUCGUGGAAGGACAAUGAGAAAAGGUCUUGAGAAAAUGAAGAAGUCUAUAGGGAGAAAGAUGGUUAUAGACAUCCCAGUUGGUAAAGGAAGGCCAGUUAAGGCAAUUCCAUCAGCAAAGCUAUCAAAUGGGUUAGGAAUUAUUGCUCGCAACUUUCUUACGCUUCCAAACAAGUGGAAGGAACUCACAAGAGAGGAUAAGGAUGCAACAUUAAUUAGAUGCCAUGAGAAGUUUGAAAUUAACUUGGACGAGCAUUACACCAAAGAUAGCUGUGAGGAUAUUCUGAAAAAUAGAAGCCGAAAAUGGCGCUACAAAUUAAAAAAGCUAUUUGAAAGUGCAAGCUCCGAGGAAGAGGCUCGUAAAAUUGAAGUGCCAGAGUUGACACCGAAAAAUUGGAACAGGCUCUGUGACAUGUGGGCGAAUCCAGAGCAUAAGAGCUUGUUUGGCCUAUUUAUUGCUGUCGAGGCUUUGUUUGUGAAUCGUUGUUGGAUUUCUAGUUUUCUUAUAUGGCAUUUCGUGAACCGGUUAGCUUCUUUUGCUUUGCUGAUAUCUGGUUUCCUCUUGUGA